Messenger RNA from Tetrapisispora phaffii CBS 4417, 2301 nucleotides. RefSeq names its product cysteine--tRNA ligase (gene CRS1). The transcript has a single exon. Gene Ontology annotation, biological process: cysteinyl-tRNA aminoacylation. The record is from RefSeq and is a predicted model, not a curated record. Bases 1 to 2301 code for a protein of 766 amino acids. Gene Ontology annotation, molecular function: ATP binding; cysteine-tRNA ligase activity. Gene Ontology annotation, cellular component: cytoplasm. NCBI's taxonomy places the organism in Eukaryota, Fungi, Ascomycota, Saccharomycetes, Saccharomycetales, Saccharomycetaceae.
AUGUGUUUGGUGAAAUAUAUAAGUAAAAGAAUUAUGUCAUCAAGCGCUCCAAAAAUUGUUCAACCAAAAUGGCAUGUCCCAGGUGCUACUAGUAGCCCAGAUAAGCGUGUGCUUAAAUUGUACAACUCGUUGACUAGAAGUAAAGUUGAGUUUAUUCCAAGAUCUGGUACUAAGGAAGUUUCCUGGUAUUCCUGUGGUCCUACUGUUUAUGAUGCCUCUCAUAUGGGUCACGCAAGAAACUAUGUCUCCAUCGAUAUUAAUAGAAGAAUUUUACAAGAUUACUUUGGUUACAAUGUUAAUUUUGUUCAAAACGUUACAGAUGUUGAUGAUAAGAUUAUCUUAAGGGCAAGACAAAAUUAUUUGUUUGACAAAUUUGUUGAGAGUAAUCAAACUAUUGAUGAUACCGUUGUCAAAAAAGUUAUGGAUUCCUUAUUACAAUAUAUUUCCAAAAAAUUAAAACAAGAAGAUAUCAAAACCAUAGAUGAAUAUAAAGUAUGGAUGAAAUCAGUCGAUGUUGAGCAGAAGAAGAUUGAAGAUCCUAAAUUUCCAAUGCAUGUAACUGCUAUCAAUAAUGCAGUUAGAGCUUUAUCAAAUGUUAAUGACAAAGAAUUUUAUCCAUUAGUAAAAGAUGUUUUUGUUCCAUUACUAGACAAAGAAUUAGGUUCUACGAUUAAGGACCCGGAAGUUUUCCGUAAAUUGCCAGCUUACUGGGAAGAUCAAUUCAACAAUGAUAUGGCUAAGUUAAAUGUGCAAUUUCCAGAUGUCACUACUAGAGUAUCUGAAUACAUUCCAGAAAUUAUUACAUUUAUUGAAAAAAUUAUAGCGAACGGGUAUGCUUAUGCAACCUCUGAUGGUUCCGUUUAUUUCAAUACUUCUAAAUUUGACAAAGCUGAGAAUCAUCACUAUGCUAAAUGUCAACCUUGGAACAAAGGACAAUUAGACUUAAUCAAUGACGCAGAAGGUUCACUAAGUAACUUUUCUGACUUAAAUGGUAAACAAUCAGCUAGUGAUUUUGCCUUAUGGAAGGCCUCUAAGCCUGGUGAGCCAGAAUGGCAAUCCCCAUGGGGUAAAGGUAGACCUGGUUGGCAUAUCGAAUGUUCCGUGAUGUGUAGUUACAUUUUAGGUGAAAACAUCGAUAUCCAUUCAGGUGGUGUUGAUUUAGCUUUCCCACAUCAUGAUAAUGAAUUAGCACAAUCUGAAGCACAUUUUGAUAACGAUCAAUGGAUCAAUUACUUUUUACAUACUGGUCAUUUACACAUUGAAGGUCAAAAAAUGUCUAAAUCUUUGAAGAAUUUUAUUACUAUUGAUGAAGCUUUAAAAAGUUAUUCACCAAGACAGUUAAGAUUAGCAUUUUCUUCUGUGCAAUGGAACAACCAACUGGAUUUUAAAGAGAGUUUAAUCAAUGAAGUCAAAUCAACAGAAACUGCCUUCAAUAAUUUUUUUGCAAAUGUUAGAGCUUUAAACAAUGAUUACAAAAAUAAUUUAGCUGCUGCAGACGAUUACAUACCAAAGAGAGUAGGCAAUCUUGAAAUUCAAUUACUAAAAGAUUUGAAAGAAGCUCAAGAGAAAGUUGACAUUGCUUUCUGUGACAAUUUAUCUACUCCACAAGUCAUUAAGGCAUUGAAUGAUUUAAUCAGUGUCAGCAAUACUUAUAUUUCUACGUCAGGUUCUAACAUUAAAAUCGAGCCAGUCUUAUCUGUCUGUAAAUUCAUUACCAAAAUUGUAGGUGUAUUAGGUUUUCCAAUCCGUUCUGAUUCUUUAGGUUGGGAAGAGCCAUCAACAUCUUCAACUAAUGGAGGUGCUAGUGUUGAAGAAACUGUUAUGCCAUACGUCCAAGUCUUGGCUAAAUUCAGAGAUUCAGUUCGUUCUAUGGCCAUUGACAAAACUGACUUGAACGAAUUUUUAAAAUUAACUGAUAAGAUCAGAGACGAGGAGUUAUUGAAUUUGAACAUUGCAUUAGAUGAUAGAAAUGGACAAAGUUCUUUAGUGAAAUUCUUAUCAGACAAAGAAAAAGCUGAUAUGAUCAAAUUUAACAGCGAAAAAUUGGCUAAAGAACAAGAAAAAUUAGCCAAGAAAUUAGCACAACAGAAAUUAAAUGAAGCCAAAGAGAAAGAGAGAAUGGAAAAGGCUAAAGUUGCCCCAGAAGAUAUGUUCAAGACCGACGCAUACACCGAAUGGGACGCUCAAGGUUUACCAACUAAGGAUAAAGAAGGUAACGAAGUCACAAAAUCCAUGACCAAAAAAUUGAGGAAACAAUGGGACCAACAGAAGAAACUUCACGAUGAGUAUUUGUCAAAAUAA